AUGGCUGAGAAAGACUACUACAGGCUGCUGGGCGUCAGCCAGAACGCCACCGAGGAGGACAUCAGGAAGGCCUACCGCCGACUGGCGUUGCGCUACCACCCAGACAAGAACCGAGCGCCGGGUGCAUCGGAGAAGUUCAAGGAGAUCACCGAGGCCUACACGGUGCUGCCGGGACAAGCAGACGCGCGAAGAGACUGCGAGAUCCGCCACGACCUUUGGCUGACAUUGGAUGAAGUCUUUCGAGGUUGCGUCAAGAAUAUGAAAGUGACCCGCAACGUCACUUCUUCCGAUGGCAGCUCGCAGUGCCGUGAGCAGAAGAUUCUGACCAUCAACGUCAAGCCGGGCUGGAAGGCGGGUACCAAGAUUCGAUUCGAACGCGAGGGAGAUCGCAUUCCCGGACGCGUGCCAGCCGACAUCGUGUUCGUGGUGCGUGACAAGCCGCACCAACUGUUCAAAAGGAACGGCGCCGACUUGCACUACGUGGCCGAGAUAAGCCUAACGGACUCCAUCUGCGGACUGAAUGUGAACGUUCCCACGCUCACGGGAGGCGUGAUACCGCUCAAAAUGAAAGGCCCCAUCUACCCGUCAGCGAUGAAACGCAUUCCCAACGAAGGUUUGCCCCACUCGAAGGAGCCGACCAAGCGCGGAGACCUCGUGGUCAGCUUCGAAAUCAUUUACCCUGACACGCCGAAGUAG
Messenger RNA from Rhipicephalus microplus (southern cattle tick), 696 nucleotides. Its product is annotated as dnaJ protein homolog 1. Gene Ontology annotation, molecular function: protein-folding chaperone binding. The record is from RefSeq and is a predicted model, not a curated record. NCBI's taxonomy places the organism in Eukaryota, Metazoa, Arthropoda, Arachnida, Ixodida, Ixodidae. Gene Ontology annotation, cellular component: cytosol.